Messenger RNA from Chelonia mydas (Green sea turtle), 4769 nucleotides. It is a transcript of the gene DENND1C, whose product is annotated as DENN domain containing 1C. The coding region runs from base 2965 to 4434 and encodes 489 amino acids. Gene Ontology annotation, molecular function: phosphatidylinositol phosphate binding; guanyl-nucleotide exchange factor activity. The transcript has 18 exons. Gene Ontology annotation, cellular component: cytosol; intracellular membrane-bounded organelle. NCBI's taxonomy places the organism in Eukaryota, Metazoa, Chordata, Testudines, Cheloniidae. The record is from RefSeq and is a predicted model, not a curated record. Gene Ontology annotation, biological process: endocytic recycling; endocytosis.
AAACAAAUUAUUAGGUUUUAUUUGCAAAUACCAGUGAAUCAAAGCAAUACAUCUGUUUCUCCAGCUCUAGUCAGGUCCACCCAAAAUCGCAAGAUUGGUGCAAAACAUCAUGAGAUAUAUAUAUAUAUUUUUGAACAUAGUAUGUUUGGGGUUCUUUCUGGCUGCCUUUUGUUUUAUUUAGGUCACACUCAGGUCGCAUUUGAAAACUUUUCUCUAGGAGAGAGGGCUAGAAAUGUACUUUCCCCCAUAUUCCCAUGACUCCGGGAGCUGGGGCUUUAAGGAAAAACAGCAGAUAUUGCAAGAGUUCGCAGCACUGGAGAAAUCCCAUUUCUGCAUGUGCCAGAUGAUCUAAUGUGGGGGUUCUUAUCCCAGAUUUUGCAACCCCUCCCUGCCCUUGUUGUUAAAGGGGAGGGGAUCCCCACUAGAUCCCAGCUAAAAGGGGCAAGGGUGUCCUUCAGAGAGGGGUCCUGCUAUGGUAAAGGUUGAGAAUCCAUCGUCCGCUGUCUUGUCCGCACUGGGAGUGUAGCCACUUGUGCCGACCCCUAUACACCACGACAGCCUGACUUGCCCCAUUGCAGCUCACCUGAUUUGAUGCACAGGACUCCUGGGUCCUAUUCUCGGCACAAGGGCUCCUGGCUAAGCUGCGUCAGCGCAAACUGCGAUAGGCCAUCGUAAACCGUGUCUGCAUGAGGGGACUGUAACAAUCCAGCUACAGCUUUGGAUCAAGCCCAGGGUGCACCAGACCUCAGGCCCCAAUGAACUCAACACAGGCUGGGGUCCCAUUUAAGUCCAUAGGGCCUGUGUGGACUGGGGCCUCUAUAUUGCCCUGUAAAUGGAUCGAACCGUGGAGUCCUGACUCUCAUACCUCACCACUAGACUCUCUAGCUGGGGAGAGAACCCUGGAGUCCUGACUUCUGGCCCCCGCACCCCUUCCUCCCCCCCCCCCUCCCGGCGCGCGCACGCUCUAAACACUAGACCCCACUCUCCUUCCAAAGCUGGAAAUAAAACACAGGAGUCCUGAUUUCCAUUCUCCCUGCUUUAACACCACUAGGAGACACACAAUCCCAGGAAAUGAAUUUGCUGUCUAGGCACAGAAAGUGAAACUGCCCGGGCUGGUGUCCCAAGCAGAAGGUAACAUCCCUUUAAAUGAACUCCAAGUUGCCUGCAGGAUUGUUUGUGGGGGCCCUACCAGGGGCCUAGGAACUGAGCCGUGGGGGGCUAAGCUAUGAUUGGUGGAAAGUCCUCUGUUCCCACAUGCACUGAGCAGGAUCGGGCUCCCAUACACUGUACAGUCAGCUCGCCCCAGCUGUCCGUCCAGAACAGCAGUUCCUAUAGGGUGACCAGAUGUCCCGUUUUUAUAGGGACAGUCCCGUUUUGGGGGAUUUUUUCUUAUAUAGGCGCCUAUUAGCCCCCAUCCCCUGUCACGUUUUUUCACAGUUGCCAUCUGGUCACCCUAAUUUCAUACCAGCCCCCUGCUGACCUGCAGAUGGGGAAGGGAGGGGUACGCACACCUCCUGGUGGAGAGAAUGGCACAGCUCAGCCCUCGAGUCAGUGCCUCUUUCAAUGUGUUUCGAGGCCGUACAGCCUCGUGGCUAGAGCAUCCGAAGGGCACUCAGGAGGCCUGAGUUGGAUUUCUGACUCUGCCACUGGUCCGCUGGACGACCAUGGGCACUUCGCCCUGUGCCUCAGUUUCCCCGCCUGUCAGACAGGGAUGAUGAUACUGACCUGACAUUCUUUGAGAGCUACGGAAGGGAAAGAGCUUGGUGGUGUUAUUCACUGGUACGACAAGCGACAGAAUCCCCGGCGCCCCUUCCAACCCCACCUGGGGGCGGAUUCACCGUGCAGCCCCAGAGGAGACCCACUAAUUUUCACCUUGAUGUAGUGGGGCGCAGUCAGCAUCGGAUGAGGGUGGGGUAUAGGGCUGACCCUGCAGCUACAUGGAGGUAACAAUUACCUGCUGCCUUCUCUCCAUGAGGAUUUGACAGUGAGAGAGCCUGGCACAGCUCCAUGAGGGGUCACUGGGGUCAGCAUUGCUCAGAGGGGAGAGCUGCUCCCUACAGAGCCCCCCACUCCAUUCCCUGCAGCACAGCGACCCCUGGUGCCACCCUGGGGCACUGCCGUCAGCACUCAUUGAGAGGGGAGAGCACCUCCUACUGAGCCCCACACACGGUUUCCUGCAGCACAGCGCCCCCUAGUGCUGGGACACGGGAGUCAGCACUAGGGGGGAAAGAAGCCCCUACUGACCCACCCCCACCCUGCAGCACAGCGCCCCCUGGCGCCAACCUGGGGCAUUGCGGUCUGCACUGACUGCCACAGCCCCCGCUUGAGACCCCAUCCCUCUCCAUGUGGCACAGCGCCCCCUAGUGCUUCACUGGAGCACAGGGCUCAGCACCAACGGCCAGAGGAGACCACCCUCCACGGAGUUCCCCACCACACUGCCAGGAGCACAGCGCUCCCUAGGGCCAGCACGGACGAGAGUGGCGUGUGCCCCCCGCUGAGCCCCCCUACCCUGCUCCCUGCAACGCCCCGACAUCUGCCAUCCAAGCUCUGAGCCGGCCCCAGCCUGCUCAGCACAUGCGAUCUGCGGCCGGGGCUCCGAAGAGCAGGGCGACGUGUCGGAGAAGCCCCCUACAAUGAGGGCAAAACCGGACCUCCCUGCCUCCCCAUCAGGCGGCACAAUGCACCCUCCCCCCAGCCUGCCGGGCCCCCAUUGGGUGUCACGGAGCUCAGACUUCCUCUAACGAAAAGCCACACAGGAAGCUCUGAAGCAAGAAGGGAGCAAUUUUUUCAUAUUUUUGUAGAUGCACCGUAAAAAAAGAAAAAGAGAGAGAGGUUUUUUUUGUUUUUUUUUUUAAUACCCAACCCAGCCUUGAAAUCUACCCUCCAGAGGUGCCGCGGGCACCACCCCCAUUGGAGGCAGCCAGCCUGGGAUGAGACCGUGACGGGGGAUGAGCAGUGAGAACCAUGGGCUCGCGGAUAAAGGAAAAUCCCCAGAAGACAUUUGAUUUGUUCUUUGAGGCAGCCUGCCCCACAUCUGCAGAUGACGACCCCCAGGUGCUGAGGCAGUUCCCGGAGGAGUUCGAUGACCAGGAAUCCAUCCAGAUGCUGCCCAAAUUCUGCUUCCCCUUCGACAUAGAGAGGGUAAAGGAGAACUCCGUGGUGCAGAACUUCACCUUCGUCCUGACCGAUCUGGAGGGGAACCAGCGCUUUGGGUUCUGCCGCCUGGCCGGGGGCUUCCGGACCUGCCUCUGCAUCCUCAGUUACCUGCCCUGGUUUGAAGUUUUCUACAAGAUCCUCAACAACAUUGCUGACCACUUAGCCAAGGAGCAGCUCAAUGAACUGGCCGAGUUCCUCUCUGCCCUCUAUUGCCACCCGGUGCCCCAGCUGAACAGCCCCGUCAACCUAGAAUUUGACCAGAAGUUGAACAAACUGAGAAUAAGCACCGGCAACUUUCUGAAUGGCCGACACAGAGACCGGAGCCAGGAUCCGGCGGGCGGGACCGAGUCGCCCUCCUACUUCAUUGCCCCGGACCUCGGCAGCCUGCCCACCAUCCCGGAGAACAGGAACUUGACGGAGUUCGUGGUGGCCGUGGACGUGCCCAACAUGCUGCAGCUGUACGGGAGCAUGCUGUACGAGCGGCGCAUCCUGCUCACCUCCAGCAAGCUCAGCACGCUCACGGCCUGCGUCCAGGCCUCCUCCGCCAUGCUCUACCCCAUGUACUGGCAACACAUCUACAUCCCCACGCUGCCCCCGCACCUGCUCGACUACUGCUGUGCCCCUAUGCCCUACCUCAUCGGUGUCCAUUCCAGCCUCAUGGAGAGGGUGCGGGACAAGGCCCUGGAGGACGUGGUGAUCCUCAACAUCGACACCAACACGCUGGAGUCGCCCUUCCAGGACCUGGAGAACCUCCCGAGCGACGUGGUGUCUCUGCUGAAGCUCCAGCUGAAGAAGCAGUCGGCCACCACUGGGGACGGGGUGGCCCGAGCCUUCCUCCGAGCCCAGGCGCUGCUCUUCGGCGGCUACCGUGACGCGCUGCUUUGCACCCCGGGCCAGCCCAUCUCUUUCUGCCAAGAGUCCUUCCUCAACCACAAGUCUAGCACCAUGCGGGAGUUCCUGCAGAACGCAGUGCACCUGCAGCUGUUCAAACAGUUCAUUGACGAGCGCCUGGAGAAGCUGAACACCGGCGUGGGCUUUUCGGAUGUGUUUGAGCAGGAAAUCACCAACAGUGGGAUGGCGGCGGGUAACCUGAGGUCGUACCAGCUGUGGGUGGAGAGCCUCAAGGGUGCAACACUGCCUCAAGAAUCGGAGACCAAGAUGGAGCAAACUGUCCAGUGCUGUCCCAGCUCCCGCUCCCCGGGCCUCAGCACGGCCCCCAGAUUAACUGCCAUACGCAGCGUGUGUCUUCCCAUGGCUGACCGUUCGCUCGCCUGCUGAGGAAAAAAAACAAACUUGGAGACCACAUGUCACAGUACCGGCCUCCAGCUGAUUUGAGUUAGAAGGACCAUGGCAGAGAGCAACCCCCCACUGCUUGCAACAGCUCCCACCGGAGAAAAUGCCAUUGCAAAACUGGCAACAAUGCGCCCAAGAACGCUGCUAAGAGAAAGAUUGUCUGCAACAGCGCCACCUGGUGAUUCCUGCUGCAACUGUAUUCACCCACAGGCUCCCUCUAAUGGCAGGAAGGUCAGGCUACUUGUGUCAGGGGGAAAGACAAAGCUAAGAACUGCAGGAGACACCAGGCACCUAUAGGGGUCGCUCCAAAGCAACAUCUC